UCUCGCCAAGAAAGCACCUCAAACUCUCUCUCCCAAUUUUCUCCCCCAAAAAAAGAAAAGAACUAACCACCGAAAUGUUCAAGAUUGCCAUCUGUUUGCUCGCCCUGGCCAGUGGUUCCUUGGCCGCCAGUAUUGGCCAGGUCGACAGCACCACCGAGAAGCGCGAAAUCAUUCCCGUGCUGAAGUUCGAGACGGACAAGCAGCCCGACGGAUCCUUCCACUUCAGCUACGAGGGCGGCGACCAGUCCUUCCGCCAGGAGAAGGGCGUGGUCGAGAACGCCGGCACCGACGACGAGGCCUUGGAGGUCUCCGGAUCCUAUCGCUACAUCGAUGCUGAUGGCAACACUGUUGAGGUGACCUACACCGCUGGAAAGAACGGAUUCGUGCCCGUGGGCACCAUCAUUCCCGCCGAGAUCACCCAGCUGGCCAAGGCUGCCGCCGAUCUGCCCAGGAUUUCCGAGGAGGAGGAGCAGAGGUACCGCAAGGCGCGUUCCCAGGAUCUGGAGAAGAGUGCCGAGGCUGCUUCUGUUGUGGAGAAGGCUGUGGCUCCCGUGGAGAAGUCAGUUGCUCCCGUGGAGAAGGAGGUGAAGGAGGAGAAGGAGGCUGUGGUGGCCAAGGCAUCGACUGUGGUGGAGAAGUCCGAGCCCCUGCCCGCUGAAUCCCAGGUGGUGCCCGUCCAGGUGGUCCUCGAUUCCGAGGUGAAGGCCGCCAUCGAGUCCGAGAUUGAGAAGAAGAUCGAGUCGGAGACGAAGACGAAGACUGCCUAAGCUUUCCUAGAACUACCACUACUAGACUACCUAAGUAUUGUUUAAUUUAAAACCGAGUACGAUCGAUCUAA
This is a messenger RNA of Drosophila ficusphila, 838 nucleotides long. RefSeq lists its product as uncharacterized. Gene Ontology annotation, molecular function: structural constituent of chitin-based larval cuticle. Gene Ontology annotation, cellular component: chitin-based extracellular matrix. The coding region runs from base 75 to 767 and encodes 230 amino acids. Lineage: Eukaryota; Metazoa; Arthropoda; Insecta; Diptera; Drosophilidae. The transcript has a single exon. The record is from RefSeq and is a predicted model, not a curated record.